AUGCGGAAUCUGUGGAGGGGACAGCACAGCUUGCAGGGUGAUCUCGGGAAUCUUCAAGCACAGCCUGACCAACCUUGGCUACCACAAAAUAGUAGAAAUUCCAGAAGGAGCCACCAAAAUCAACAUCACAGAGAUGUCCAAAAGCAACAAUUACUUGGCACUACGGAGUCGAUCAGGGCGUGCUAUUAUCAAUGGGAAUUGGGCAAUUGAUCGACCUGGGAGAUACGAAGGAGGAGGAACAAUGUUCGUCUACAAACGACCCAACGAGAUCUCAAGUACUGCUGGGGAAUCCUUUUUAGCAGACGGCCCAACCAAUGAAAUCUUGGAUGUCUAUGUAAGAAUCAAACAUCACUUCUUCAUUGAGCUAGGCACUAGGGGAACCAUCCUUAACAGUUAGAAGUUAGGAAAUCGUUUACUCGUGGAUGAAAUAGUUUUCUAGGCUAAUUUUCCAUUUGGGUUUGUUGAGAGGGAAGUCAGAGACCUGGGCAGGUGUGUGUUUGCGUGUGAGUGUGUGUGUGUGUUUAUAACCUGGUGUCAGACCUGCCUCAAUUUGAACCUUUAAGUGAGAAUGAUCCUUAACUCCGUUUGUUAAGAAAGGUAUAGUUUACUAAAGGUCAAGUGAAAUACAGUAGAAUAGAAGAGAAUAUAGAAGAGAAGAGAAUAUAGA
Messenger RNA from Thamnophis sirtalis, 667 nucleotides. Lineage: Eukaryota; Metazoa; Chordata; Lepidosauria; Squamata; Natricidae. The record is from RefSeq and is a predicted model, not a curated record.